GGAAAAACAUAUACUCAAAAUCAAAAUAAGUAAAAUUAAAAAUUUCUUCUUCUCAGUUCUCAUCACACCAGCCACAAUUUGUCAUCUGCAAUCGGAAUCUUUGUUCGUUUUUUCUUUUUCCGCCUAGGUUUUCUUGCCCGCGAUCUGCCGGAUUGGCGAUUUUUCCGACCGAUCGUUGAUGGAUUGGAGUAACGUGACGGCGGAGGAUCUGGUGGAGGCGUUGCGAGAAGUGGACUGGUCCACGCCACCGCGUCCGUUCUCCGAAUUCUUCUCCCGAUUCACCGUCCCCCGCUCCCAGACCAAAUGGAGCAGUCGCCUCAAGUGCAAUCUCUACUACUACAGGACUAAUUAUUUCUUGAUGAUCAUACUCAUUCUUGGGAUGGGAUUUCUUAGGAGGCCGCUUGCUAUUGUUGCCGCACUGACUACUGCUAUGAGCAUAGCGCUUCUGAACGAUAGUUUUGCAGCUACUUUCAGUGAAAAGAUCACAAGAACUAUCAGGCAGUUUUCUCCCCAUUUAGCUGCCAAACUUAGAGCUCCCCUUGCGCCUGUUAUUCGUGGGCGCCCUUCUACAAAACGAGCAAUAUUUAUAUGUGGACGUCCUCGAUGGGUCUCUGUUUUGGCAUUUUCUGGAGUUAGUUUCUUCCUAUGGAUUGUUUCUUGUGGUGCUCUUAUGGUUUUGUGGGCACUUGCUAUUGGCCUUCUCGCUACAUUGCUUCAUGCAAGCUUUAGAACACCAAACCUGAAAGCUCGUCUGAACACAUUCCGCGAAGAAUUCCGUGCUGUGUGGCGCAAUUAUAGUGAUCUGUAGCAUGGCUGAGAAAAUGUUAGAUUCUGCAACUAAAUUGCUUGAUGUUCAUAAUUGAUUUUUUUUAAAUCUUCAUAUGUUGGCGUUCAUGCUCUUUACUUUUUUGAAAUCUUGUGCUGCAUUACCUUUUGGAAUGGUUUUGUGCGUUUUUUGAUGAUCAAGAUGAUUUUAAAUAGUCAAGCUAGUUGUGUUGCAACCACCUUUCUGGAACUUCAGAUGGUUAAGCUGCUUGUGUUUCUCAUGGUCUUAGACUUGUAGCUAAGUCCUUUAUUUGUUGUUUUCUUUGUUUAUUGAUAAGGAAAGAUGCAUCUCUUAAUUAUUUACUACCCAAAAUGUGUUUUCACUUUUGAUUUUCCAGUAUGACAAAGCUCGAGGGGAGGUCUUUGACAAGAACAAGGAAACAUCCAUCUAAUCCGUUUUUACUUUUUGAUUCAUGUAACUAGAGCUAUAUUUGACAAUAGGGUAUCCAACAACAGCUCUAAACACCAUGUGUAUGUCUAUAUAGCUUAAUACAUGCGGUGCAUUGUUUAAGACUCAA
Molecule: messenger RNA, 1343 nt
Organism: Salvia splendens (bonfire salvia)
Lineage: Eukaryota; Viridiplantae; Streptophyta; Magnoliopsida; Lamiales; Lamiaceae
Product: PRA1 family protein A1
Exons: 7
Coding region: 179-808 (209 amino acids)
Cellular component (GO): membrane
Source: RefSeq, a predicted model, not a curated record